Brassica rapa (field mustard) is the source of this 1837-nucleotide messenger RNA. Its product is annotated as GDSL esterase/lipase 22-like. Gene Ontology annotation, molecular function: lipase activity. The record is from RefSeq and is a predicted model, not a curated record. Gene Ontology annotation, biological process: endoplasmic reticulum organization. NCBI's taxonomy places the organism in Eukaryota, Viridiplantae, Streptophyta, Magnoliopsida, Brassicales, Brassicaceae.
GAAAACUUUUGGAAUCACACCCAGAUUAUUAAAAAAAGAAAUUUAUUGCGCUUAAGUAACUUGAUAUUUUCGUGCAUGUCUUCUUCUGAUUUCACGUGUUUACUCUUAAGAGGUUCUAUUUUUCAUGUUUAGGAAUCUUUCAUUGAUAUUAGUAUAUUUUCAAUCUUGAUUUGGCCUCGUAAAUGAACGACCCUGAUUAAAUCUAUAUGAAUUAUUUAGUUAAAUAUUUUUUUCAGUUCAAAAAAUAUUAUUUAAUUAAAUAUAAAAUAAAAACUAGUACGAUAUCAGUCGAUCGAUGUCAACCAUCUCACGUGAAUGUGAUCCGUCUGAACUAUGAUUGAUCAAUAAUCGUCUACUCACUUCACUUUCCUAAUGCAUAGUUGUGUACUUGUAUUAAAAAUAUUAGCCUCGCGGGACACGUUACUGUUUAAAAAUAUAUUCUUUGCAGUAUAAAUAUAAUGACCCGGAGUGUGAACUGAAAUCACACAAGCAAUAUUAUCUCUUUCUCUAUAUAAUGGCAGGCAAGUGUAAUUUAGCGAGUGUUCUAGGGGGAUUUUUGGUAUUGACACUGUUACACAACCUGCUCAACGUUUCCGGUCAAAAUAUCCCGGCGGUGGCUUUGUUUACCUUCGGUGACUCCAACUUCGACGCCGGAAACAAACAGACUCUCACCAAAGCAAACGUUGCCCAAGGUUUCUGGCCGUACGGUAAAUCUAGAGAUGACCCUAAUGGCAAAUUCUCCGACGGUUUCAUCACUCCUGACUUCGUCGCAAAAUUCAUGGGGAUUCCGAUCCCAAUCCCGGCAGCGCUUAAACCGAACGUCAAUGUCUCACGUGGAGCUAGCUUCGCCGUUGCUGAUGCUACUCUUCUCGGAGCUCCGGUUGAAUCUCUGACUCUGAAUCAACAAGUGAGGAAAUUUAACCAAAUGAAAGCAGAAAACUGGAAUGAUGACUUCAUCAAGAAGUCAGUGUUUAUGAUAUACAUUGGUGCAAACGACUACUUGAAUUUUACCAAGAACAACCCUAACGCCGAUGCAUCUGCUCAACAAGCUUUCGUCACUUCCGUGACCAACAAGUUAAAGAAUGAUAUCAGCUUGCUGUAUUCAUCAGGAGCUAGUAAGUUUGUGAUCCAAACCCUAGCACCAUUAGGUUGCUUACCUAUAGUAAGACAAGAUUACAACACCGGAAUGGAUCAAUGCCACGAACUUCUCAACAACUUGGCUAAACAACACAACGAAAAAAUCGGACCGAUGUUGAACGAAUUGGCUCGAACUCCUGGUUUCCAAUUUACCGUCUUCGAUUUCUACAGUGUCAUUCUUCGUAGGACGCAGAGACCCUCCAACUACAGGUUCUUCGUGACGAAUGCAUCGUGCUGCGGUGUUGGGACACACAAUGCUUAUGGUUGCGGUUUACCUAAUGUGCACUCCAAGCUAUGCGAGUACCAACGAUCUUACUUAUUCUUCGAUGGACGUCACAAUACCGAGAAGGCACAAGAAAGUUUUGGUCAUCUUCUUUUUGGAGCCGAUCCAAAUGUGAUCCAACCAAUGAAUGUCCGCGAGCUCAUUGUUUACCCAGUCGAUGAGCCUAUGAGCGAGGUUUGGUUACCUACAACGUCAGCCAUGGUCCAAGCCAGCGACUCUAGCUCGUCAGCAAGCCGUGGUUACGAGUUCUACUGAGUCUCUAUAAACCAUAUAUGAUUCUCACAAAAAUCGGAUUCGUAAUGUUCUUAGUUUGUAACUUCUUUUUCAUCUUGCUCGAGUGAAUUUCCAACUAAAAUAAAAGAUUGAUCAUUGCAACUCUUACCACGUAUUGGACUGAUGAUAAAGUGAUUUAAUCUA